GUUUGGAGUUUGAAAUCUUGACUUUUGUUUGAAGGGAAUACCCCUUCGUGCAAGCUUCGUGCAAGUGGAUGAUCUGUAGGUAGGAACUACAGCAGUACAGGAAGUGGCUGCUUCAAAAGAAGUAGGGUCAGUUUUGAAUAUCUUCGGAUCCUGACCUACAAUGUAGCUGGGUAGAUCCUUGUUGAUUCACUUGAUUUUGCAGCAACGAAAUAUGUGCCAGUGUGUUACAAGGACUUCGGGGUAGCUGUGAGCCGUGAGGAAGGAUGGGUGUUAGCACGUUGUUACCGAUACCGACUGGCCCCGGCCGCAGCACCACUCACCAGCAGCUGGCUGACCUGGAGCAGCGCAUCAUAACGCUGGGCGCUAAGAAGGUUGGCCUGUGGUCGGUGCACUGCACAACCUACCACUCUACUUCUCUGCUCACUACCGUACAUGUGAACUACCCGCUGCAUGUACUGCUGAGUAGCGAGGACGAGAGCAGUUCGUACGCGAUAACGGGCAGUGGCGUGUGUCUGUCUGGCGACAGAGACCUGAGCCUGAUUAUUGCACAGCUCAAGACGUUCUACACGAAACGGCUGUCCAUCACGAUAGAGGCUAAAGGCCCGCGGUACCAGCUGGGCGACUUCCUCAUCAAACCGGGCGUGGUGUCGAUGGGACCUAGCGCACACAGCAAUAUCCUUGAGGUUGAAUACAUGCCGUCCUGUGUAGCCACGCAGUGCUGGGGACUACUCAAGCAGAUGCUCCUGCAGAUCAUGGACCACAGCAACGUGGCCGAGAUGCACCGGGACCCGCCCCAGGGGCACACCGACGGCGUCCUGUACACGCGCGCGCACACGAUGAGCCAGUACAUCGGCGUGUUCAGCCGCAUAUGGGGCACCAAGGCAUCCCGGUGAGUUCCUGGGACAGUUGCCGGUGCAGCUACCAUGUUGACUUGGCUGGUGAUGUCCAGCACCUCGCCACAGUCACAGCUUAGUGGACGGAUGUAAACAACAUCUCCCUUCCCGGGCACAUUCUCAAACUAGUCUUGUCGAAUCAAGCAAUUUAGCGCUGCCCGUACCAUAAUCCUUUCGGCAGUCUCCUUCCCUCAUACGUGUACGUCAAACUGCCAAUGGAGAAAACUUGAUCCUAUCUUGCAGGUGCAUACUGAACAUGAAAAUUGAACGUACAUCACGAAAUCUCUAUCCAGCAUAUAACUUUAAAAGACUCAUUGCCGUCCAAUGCGGACCAAAAAACGUUUUAGUAGGGAGCUUUUCCAGUAUCUGUCUUGCGCUACUGCUGUGUCUAUCGAGAAAGCCAUAUUUCUUGUUUAGGCUCCAAUUGGGGGAUGCUUUGAGUACAGGUCUUCGAAACAUUUUAAAGUUUCUUCACUCAGGGCACAUGCCCAGGCAUCAGCUCUAAAGUAUACUAGUAGCUGGAUGUAUGAUUUUGCAUCUCAAGCCUUUCUCAUGCCGUCAUAGUUUUCGGAGCUCGUUUUCUUUUCAGUGCUCCUGCUUUUAACGUGUGCACGUUCCUGCGGCUUUCUUUCCUUUUAAAAACUGUGUUGACUAGUGGUCUGUUCGCCCCCCUCUGACUUGGCAGCACCCUGUUGUUGGUGAUGCUACGAGUAGUGAUUUCUUUUAUCAGGUUAUCUCUGCAGUAUUGCCUUAGCGAAUUUAGAAAUGUUCCACACAUGUAUUCUUGUGAUGCGGCUCGUUCACUUUGCUCAAUUUGAUCUCACGUAAGGAUCAAGGGAGUGGUGCGUUACCACUGGUGAAUGAGCGUACUUGAACAACAAGAUACCCUUCAGAGUUCUCAA
This is a messenger RNA of Sycon ciliatum, 1795 nucleotides long. RefSeq names its product mediator of RNA polymerase II transcription subunit 20-like. Gene Ontology annotation, biological process: regulation of transcription by RNA polymerase II. The transcript is spliced from 5 exons. Lineage: Eukaryota; Metazoa; Porifera; Calcarea; Leucosolenida; Sycettidae. Gene Ontology annotation, cellular component: mediator complex. The coding region runs from base 264 to 893 and encodes 209 amino acids. Gene Ontology annotation, molecular function: transcription coactivator activity. The record is from RefSeq and is a predicted model, not a curated record.